Messenger RNA from Brassica oleracea var. oleracea, 957 nucleotides. RefSeq lists its product as uncharacterized. The transcript has 2 exons. The record is from RefSeq and is a predicted model, not a curated record. NCBI's taxonomy places the organism in Eukaryota, Viridiplantae, Streptophyta, Magnoliopsida, Brassicales, Brassicaceae. The coding region runs from base 1 to 957 and encodes 318 amino acids.
AUGGAGCUUCGAGUGCUUAUUUAUGUAGAUGAUUUGCUGGUGUGUGGAAAUGAUGAGAAGCUUGUGACUAAGUUCAAAGAUUACUUGAGCAGAUGUUUCCACAUGAAGGAUUUGGGGAAGUUAAAAUACUUUCUUUGCAUAGAAGUAGGACGUGGCGAAGAAGGGUUCGUGCUGUCACAGAGGAAGUAUGCGUUGGACUUGGUUGCGGAUGCGGGAUUACUUGGUUCGAAGCCAGUAGCAACUCCCAUGGAGCAACGUCAUAGGUUGAGUUUGGACUCAAGUAUGUUUCUUAAAGAUGUAGAGAAGUAUAGGAGGUUAGUGGGGCGUUUGAUCUACUUGUCCAUCACUCACCCUGACAUAUCAUAUUCAAUACACAUUCUGUCGCAGUUCAUGAAAAGUCCGAGAGAAUUGCAAUGGGAAGCUGCACUUCGGGUAGUGAGAUAUCUGAAAGGAACUGCAGACUGGUCGGCUUGUUCGGAGACACGGCGAUCGUUGAGUGCUUAUGUAGCUUUUGUGGGUGACUCACCCGUGUCAUGGAAGACAAAGAAACAAAGAGUGGUGUCGCAUUCAUCAGCAGAAGCUGAGUAUAGGUCUAUGGCUCAAGCUAGUCGGGAAGUAAAGUGGCUUAGGAGGCUGUUGUGUGAUUUGGGAGCUCCGCAACGUCAACCUUCGAAGAUGUAUUGUGAUAGUAAGUCUGCAAUUCAUAUCGCAGCCAAUCCGGUGUUCCAUGAACGUACUAAACAUAUAGAGUCAGACUGUCAUCAAGUUAGAGAUGCGAUUCAAGAUGGGUUGUUGGAGACAGUGCAUGUUCGUACGACAGAGCAGUUGGCAGACGUGUUGACGAAGGCACUAGGGAGAGUUCAGUUUGAAGAGUUGUUGUUCAAGUUGGGAGUUCGAAACUUUCAUCUUCCCAACUUGAGGGGGAGUAUUGGAGUAGAUAAUGAUGAAGUUAGAUAA